UCCGCUCUGCGUCGCGUCUGCGUUGGUUUUCUUCCAAAGUGGAAUGCAGUCUUCAUCAGAUAACUUCUGUAGUUUUGCGCUUUAGAAGAGUUUGCAUGGGUUCGCUCUUUUGUUUGAAUUGAUUUGUUAGGUAUUUUUUCCGUUUCGAAAAACAUGACUGGAGUUUUUGACAGCCUCAGUACAGAUAUGCAUUCAAACCAGAUUACCUCCAGCAGUUACCACAGUCUGCACAAAUCCCAGGAAUCACCGACUCUACCGGUCUCCACCGCCACCGACAGCAGCUACUAUAAUAAUAACCAGCAGGCCGGACAGUGCGCCGGCUCUCCAUACGACCAGAUCAGCUCUUACCAGUACCAGAACAACAGCAUGAACAGCGUCCAGUACAACACCAAGUCAUACGAGCUGGGCUUUGGCAAUGCCUUUGGCCCCUACAGCACGUACGGCUCCUGCUCCUCACCAACUCCUGCGGAUGCUGAAAAAGAAGAAAGUGAACCUGAAAUCCGAAUGGUUAAUGGAAAACCAAAGAAGGUCCGAAAACCUCGAACUAUUUAUUCGAGUUUCCAGCUGGCGGCCCUGCAGAGGAGGUUCCAGAAGACUCAGUAUCUGGCUCUGCCGGAAAGAGCCGAACUGGCCGCAAUUUUAGGCCUCACACAAACACAGGUAAAAAUCUGGUUCCAGAAUCGUCGUUCAAAGUUCAAGAAGUUGUGGAAAAGUGGAGAAAUCCCACCCGAGCAGCAUGUGGCCUCCAGCGAGUCUCCACCUCAGCACUCGCCGCCUCUCAACUCGGCCUGGGACUUCACUCACAAUCCGAUCAUGAACACUGUAAACUCGGCAUUGCCCCAGAGCAACAGCCCUCCGAACACAACGACCCCAUCCUUCCUGACAAACUACCCCUGGUACUCAUCCACGAACUCUGCGACCCAUCUACAGCUACAUCACCACAACACAACUGUCAGUGCUGGGACCAUAUUUUGACUCAAAUGACUCUUUUGUCAUAUUGUGAACAUGCAACUAAAAUGACUUUUAGGCCUGUUUUCAAUCUGAAUGGUGAGACUUCUUCACUCUUCCCACAUUGAUCAUUGCCCGUGCGUUUUUGCACGCAACACUGUUGGCUUUCAUGCAGGCAAGAACUAAAGAACAAACAUAUACAAUUAUUUUUGUAUUUAUUUAUUUUCUUUCUAGGGGUGGUACAUUAAUGGAUUAAAACGAAUUGUUCAGUAAACCACUAUUAUCCAAAGCCUAGAGAACUCAUGUAGACAUUAUAGGAGUGAAUAUUUCAGCAGGGUGUAUUAAAAUCAUCAGAGCACAUGUAGCACAACCUGAAGCCUUUGUUUUUUUAAUGACUUCGCUGUCCUUAUAUCCACCGUAAAUGUGUUUUUCUGUGCCCGUCUUUGAAUUCAUACUUUUUGUUCGUUUUAUAUUUAGUACAUAAGCUAAUUUGGAAAUACGAUAUCUGUCUCUGUGUUUUACAGCGUCUCCUUAUUAAUGUUGCCAUUCGUCUAGGAUAUCAUAUAGGGUUCUCACUGUUUUUUGAUUAUUAUAGACAAAACGCUAAUGAAAAUCACUCGCAAGCUACUGAUUGUCCAAAUGUUAUGAGAUUAUUUUCUUAGUUGUAUUUAUUUUGAAAUACGAACGAACAGUUUUGCCACUAUUAUGAAUCACACUUAUUUAAAUAAAAUG
This is a messenger RNA of Xyrauchen texanus (razorback sucker), 1680 nucleotides long. RefSeq names its product homeobox protein Dlx2a. Gene Ontology annotation, molecular function: RNA polymerase II cis-regulatory region sequence-specific DNA binding; DNA-binding transcription factor activity, RNA polymerase II-specific. The record is from RefSeq and is a predicted model, not a curated record. NCBI's taxonomy places the organism in Eukaryota, Metazoa, Chordata, Actinopteri, Cypriniformes, Catostomidae. The coding region runs from base 154 to 975 and encodes 273 amino acids. The transcript has 3 exons. Gene Ontology annotation, biological process: cell differentiation; negative regulation of transcription by RNA polymerase II; embryo development.